CCUGAUCUAACCUAAUUUUCUUCUCCUUGAUUCUUCUUCUCUUCCCUUACAAUUCCUUUUCUCAAUCUGAUUCUCCACAAAACAUUGACACCCUCACCACUCCUUCUCCCUCUCCGGUUCGUCUCCAGCAGCAAAACCCACAAUCAUCAUCCUCGGACAGAGAAAAGAUCACGAGGGCUAUACUCAUAACGGCGGCAAGAACUUUACUCUUAGCAGACGUUCACUUCUUCUUUGUCCAUCUCUACACCGUGCGGCGCAACGGAGAGACAGAUUCAACGUCGUGAACACCCUUCCUCCUGUUCCCUCACUUGCAGAGGCGGCAUUAGCUCGCGAGGGGUUCACAAGAUUCGGAGGAAACGUCAAAGGAUUGAUUGUGGAUGAGAAUUCUCUCGAUGUGUUAUAUUGGAGAAAUACGCAGAGACAGAGAAACAACAAAAGUGGAAGCUUUAGGAAAGUGAUCGUUCACGGCGAACGACGAAGAGAAGAAUGUGAUUUAUUCAAAGAACAAGAAGUUUGAACCCGUUACAAAGAUGCCGCUUCUCAGAGGUAGAUCCUCCGCUUCUCACAGUGUAGUUCACAAUGAUAAUCAUCCGAUUAAAUCAGAUUCUUACAAGUUUGCUAAACCGGAUACGCCACCACCUCCUCUGCUGCAGCCUCCGGUUAAAAAAACCGCACCAGCACCUCCUCCACCUCUCCACCUCCUCACUCUAGCCUAUCGGUCCUUCUCCACCUCCACCUCCACCGUUAAAGAAGACGUCAGGUUCAAAAUCACUGCCGGCUCCGAAAGGGUCAUCUUCAGGGGAAGGCUCAAGCUCCAAAAACGGUCAGGUCAAGCUAAAGCCUCUUCAUUGGAGGGAAAGAAAUGCAUCAAAUUUUUUUACUUUUACAAAAAUUCUAUGUUUUUCUUAUCAAUGUAUUGUAUUCUCUGAGUUUUGAUAUCGAUUUGUCGUUUUUGUUUUGGUAAAGAAAGUUGGAGGAAGUAGAGAAGCUUGAUGGAGGAGGACGGAGAAGAAGCUUCACGGGGUGGAGGAAGCUGGAUGAACUGAAACUACGGUGUAUUACAAUGAUAAGUAUGUUUCUUAUUUUUCAUGCAGAGAGAAGCAAUAGACACUAGAAAGAGGAAAUUGGAUUGAGUGGAUUUUCUCGGUGAUAAUGUUUUGGCAUUUAAAAAUGGAAUACACACUGAUGUUAUAGUUAAACCUGGUGGUGAUGUGCCUGGAAUUCCUUCUCACAAAGCUAUUUUGGCAGUGAAGUCGAAAGUGUUUAGCGACAUGUUGGACUCUGAUGAAUGCAAAACUUCAGUAGAGAAAUCAAUCACUAUUCCUGACUCGAGUUAGGAGGAACUCAAGGCUCUUCUCGAGUUCUUCUCUAGCAGGAUCUUGAGUCCCACCAGCAAACACACUCGAGCGCUCUAUCUUGCUGCUGACAAAUAUGACAUACCAUAUCUCGAAGAGCUUUGGAAGGCUUAAUCUCACAGGGUGUCCUGAGAGCCUUCUUUUUUUUAAAGUCUACUCCAUUUUUUACACUCUCUCUCUUUUUAACUAUUACUUAAUGAUUUUUUUUUAAAAAAAAAUCCUAUGAGAUAUUAUUAAUGUUGGUGACCUUAUGGCUUUAUUUAAAAAAAAAACAUUUACAUAAUCAGAAAUGUCAAAUCUACAUGCUACUAUAGCCUUUGUGGGAAGAGCAGCACUUAUAUUGCUUGGAUUAUCUGGAAGGGAAGGU
Eruca vesicaria subsp. sativa (arugula) is the source of this 1722-nucleotide messenger RNA. The record is from the annotation of a GenBank genome assembly. Lineage: Eukaryota; Viridiplantae; Streptophyta; Magnoliopsida; Brassicales; Brassicaceae.